GGGAUGAGAGGUGAAUUUACACAGGAAUGACAGUUGGUUUAGUCCGUUAGUUGUCAGAGUGGUGAGUGUACUUUCCCUCUGAGACGUUUUUUUUUGCCAAAUAAGCCAUAUUUUAGUGGAAAAAAGAUGGGAAAUAGUUGGGUUAUGCCCUCCCAGAUGAACGAGUGUUGCUUCGAUCACUGAUUUUAUAGAAUUUUCCAUUAAAAUGGGCUUAUGAGAUGCCUUUAAUCUUAGUACUAGUUGGGAGACACAGACCCAGGAUUUGGCAGUUAUGCAGGGCUGACAGCAAAUAUACACUUUUCCCACUUGGAGUCCAUAAACAGAUAACAUUUGGGGACCCCCGUGCCUCACCAUAAAUAUUUUAUAUUUAUGCCCAGUAUUAACAGGCUCCUUAGAAUUUUGUAGAGUUUUAUUACUCUGUCCCUGGGUAUCUGCCCUGUUCUGAUAUACCAACCUUGCAACUGAAUUUAAUGUAAUACAUAGCAAUAUUUUUUCCUUUUACAGAGGGGGGGGGGGCAACAAGGUACAUGGUAUUAAAUAAUAAUGAAUAAUAAUAUUUGAUUGCUAAAUGUUUCCUAUAGCAAGGGGGUAGGGGUGAACACUGGGCAAUCUGCAUCUGGACAGUGAUCUUAUGUGCUAUGUAUUCACUCUCACUGUACCAAUGCUCAUUUUUGAUUGGCUGCUAUGAGGUACUAUAUUGUAUAAACGGAGGGCCAGUACUUGCUGGGAAUGACACAAAGCUUGAGUUUAGGGUAAAAUGACCAGAUCUCUGCCUUCCUCUGUAUUUUAUAGGAAAUAUUAAGUGCUACAUGCAUUAUCCCUGAAGCUAAUUUGUCAAUUUAUUCCUUUUCCUAUACAGAUUGCUACAGUGUGCGGAUUGCUUAUUUUUUUUAGCAAUAUAUCAGCGAUUUUUGGAUGGUUAUUUUUCUGGCAUCUCCUUAAUUCAGAUUUUUACAUUCGUCUGUGAACACAUAUAAGGAGAGCCACAAUCUAAAGAGGGAGACCCUCCGGGGUACCCCGGCCUUGUGCCGGCCCCUGUAUUUUAGCCAAAAGCCAAAACAUCUCAGGCUUUUGGUUUUUUUUUUUGUGCUCAUCUUCUGUCAUCUGAAGGAUUUAAGAGCAGAAAGAGUGAUGGGUUGCAAACUCUGCAAAUCGUGUGAUGUUAAGAACUGUAUUGGAUCUUCAGACUCUAUGUAUCCUGUUGUGGAGAUACAUGAAAUCCAUGAUCUAUUUGAGUCACCAGCAGAGUUUGUUGCUUCUGUGAAUUCGCUCGAGCCCCUGGUAGAGACAAUUUUUUUGGAUUCUCCACAAACAUCCAAAUCCAGUGAAAAGGACCCUGGUUCUUCCCAUGAGACGGGAGAAAUCAUUCCUUUCAAGGAGCAUGAGAGCUCCAAACCAGGAGAGACCAGGGAGAAUGAUACGGAGGAGAUCCCUGAGAUGACAUCUGUAUUGGAUUCACCUGAAGUACCCGAGACUCCUGAAAACGAGGAGAGUAGAUCUGAGCCAGCAGAGAACACAGUGGGCACCAUCAUUCCCACCACUUCCAGUGUUCCAUCAGCUGUAAGUAGAUCCUUUGCAGAUGAUGAUGAGAUGAUAAUGUCAUGUGUCAUUUUUGUAGAUUCUCCAGAAACAUCCAAAUCUGGUGAAAAGGACCCUGGUUCUUCCCAUGAGAUGGGAGAAGUCAUUCCUUUCAAGGAGCAUGAGAGCUCCAAACCAGGAGAGACCAGGGAGAAUGAUACGGAGGAGAUCCCUGAGAUGACAUCUGUAUUGGAUUCUCCUGAAGUACCUGAGACUCCUGAAAAUGAGGAGGAGGAAGGUAGAUCUGAGCCAGCAGAGAACACAGUGGGCACCAUCAUUCCCACCACUUCCAGUGUUCCAUCAGCUACUCAGGAAGCUGAGAAUGUCACAGAGACAAAUGCUGAGCUACAGAGCGCUGACAGAGUUGAUCCCAGAUGUCCAAUGACUAUUGAGACUUUCAACUUGGGAAAAGUAUUGGGUGAAGGCACUUUUGGAAAGGUGUUCCUGGCUGAGAACAAGGUGACAACGCAACUGUGCGCCAUAAAAACCCUGAAAAAGCAGAGGAUUAUUGCAUCAAACAGUUUCAACAGUGUCUUCAAGGAGAAGAGAAUACUCCAGAGGGUUACCAGUAUAGAACACCCAUUUCUGGUUUCCCUUUAUGGCACGUUCCAGACUGAAUAUCACCUCUUUUUUGCCAUGGAGUAUCUUCCCGGUGGCGACCUCUUUUCUCUGCUAGCGAAGCAUGGUGAAUUUGAGGAAUCCUGUGCUAUGUUUUACACUGCCUGUGUGGUACUAGGCCUUGAAGAAUUACAUCGGAACAAUAUUCUUCAUAGAGAUCUAAAACCAGAGAAUCUGAUGGUUGACCGAGACGGAUAUCUGAAAAUUGUUGAUUAUGGCCUGAGCAAAGAUGCAUUUGGAAUUGGAGAUCGCACUAGGACCAUGUGUGGAACAAGCUAUUACCUGGCCCCAGAGAUCGUUAUGAGGAAGUCAUACGACAGGGCUGCUGACUGGUGGGCCCUUGGGGUUGUAAUAUAUGUGAUGCUUACGUACCAGUUCCCAUUUGAUGGAGAAACGAAUAAAGAAUUGUAUGAAAGCAUCAUAUAUGACGAAGUCGAACUAUACGAGGGAUUCUCAGAACAAGCUUGCGACCUAAUUAAAAAUCUGUUGGAAAAAGAUGCUGAAUAUCGCCUCGGGUCCUAUGAGGAUGGUGCUGAAACAGUUAAAGGACACAACUUCUUUCAGGUUUGUUUAUAUUUUACAUAUUGUACAUCAAGAUAGGAAUAUGCCAAUGAAUAUGGAUUAAUUCUUGAGUGCUGGUUUACUAUAGACAAGCAGAGAGCAAAACAGGGAAUCAAUUAGGUCAGAUACUCACUAUCUAAUAUCUCCUGUUUUUCCAGGAUAUUAACUGGAAUGAACUGCUGGAAAAGAAAGUAGAGCCUCCAUUUGUGCCACGUGGUAAAGGCUUUACACAGGGCCCUGAGCAAACCGAAUGCCAAGCCUGGAUAUUAACAACAUCGUCUACAGAAAUAUCCACAGAACAGCAAGCGGCAUUCGAGGGAUUUGACUUUUACUGAGAUACAGACAAGGGGCAAAUAUGUGACUGGAAAGGGCGGGAGGAGGGCCAGUCCAUAUACACAGAAAAAAAGCCCCAGUGGGAGGAAGUGAACAUCAGAUGCCCCACAUCAGCAAGUUCUAAAUCAAGAGUUGAAUGCAAGAUCUGCCGUAUCUGUACUGUACCAGAUAAACGAGAAGGGCAGCUGUAAGGAACCAACAGGCCUAGGACAAAGAUUUCAUUGGUGGGACCCCUCUUCCACAAGACAUUGUGGGCUUUUGAUGUCGCGGCACAUCCUUUCUUCAAAGUAAGUAAAAGUAAGUCCAACAAGGAAUAACAGACAUCAUCUUGCCAGUCUAAUGAUGUAAAAGAACAAGAAACCAACACAGCCUGGAACAUGGAAGGCAGGAUAAAGGGAUCAAGUUAGUGGCUGCUCCACAAAUUUAGUGUUUCUCCUUUUCCAGGUCUACAGACAUCAACCUGCCAGCAACCGGGAACUGGACUUUUGCCAAUGCCUCCUACAGAGUGGCACAUUCUUGAGGCAGUAGGCUGCCAUUAUGUACAUAUUGUUAAAUAAGAACAUCCCCUCACCAUUUAUCACCCUUACCUACUCCUUUUCGACAAUUUUUCUUGUAAUCAGUUAACUAGUACAUGGUUGAAUACACAUAAGCACAUUUAUGCCGCUCAGUAGACCCUGCAUUCCUUUUCAUGCCAUCCCUCAGACUGUAGAAGCCGGGUUCUGCAGGCUGCCUGGGGGGUCUAAUGGAAUGAAGAGGAAUGCAGCAUUCACCUAGCAGCUUAACGGUGCUCAUGUAUAUGCUCCCAUAUUCCCCUUUGCUUCUUUUCCUUCUACCACAAUUCCACCAGUGGUGCCUCCCUUUUUAUUUAA
Molecule: messenger RNA, 3959 nt
Organism: Xenopus laevis (African clawed frog)
Lineage: Eukaryota; Metazoa; Chordata; Amphibia; Anura; Pipidae
Product: serine/threonine-protein kinase N1-like
Exons: 15
Coding region: 1132-2796 (554 amino acids)
Source: RefSeq, a predicted model, not a curated record